Molecule: messenger RNA, 1055 nt
Organism: Planococcus citri (citrus mealybug)
Lineage: Eukaryota; Metazoa; Arthropoda; Insecta; Hemiptera; Pseudococcidae
Exons: 4
Coding region: 328-921 (197 amino acids)
Source: RefSeq, a predicted model, not a curated record
CGAUGAGGUUAUUUUUUGGGAUGCUAAAAAAUGAAAAAUACGUUCAGUUCCUUAUGGAUUUUUUCAUUUUUUCGAUCUGUAGAGUUAUAUAGUUCUUUCAAACUUUCAGUCACUGUUAUUUCAUAAUUUUUUCUGUUCUUUUUAAAAAUUUUUCAUCAAUUCGAUUCAUUACUUGACUAUGCGGCUCAAUUUUUCAUCUUUGUAAACAAGAGAGCUGAUAACGAUUCUUCAUUUGAAAAGUUCCAAGAAGUAAUAUUCGUGCUGAGAAAAAGAAAUCGUUCCUCUUGAAUUAUUAAUUUGAUACAUAAUAAAUUCGCAGUAUUCACGAUGACAACCAUUGAAAGUAAUUCAAUGAAAGGUGCUUCUACCGAAGAUUUCUCCAAAAUGUAUAACAAGUGGCUUCAGGAAUUGAACGCGGUGGAAAGAAGUAUCAAAGCCAAAGCAAGUGAAAUUCAGUCAUUGCAAACCAACUUGUCAGAAGACGCCGAAAUGCUUAGAGGAGUCAGUAACUCGUUGCUUCCUUUGCAAGUUGAACAAAACUCGUUACAAGACUAUGUGAAUUCGUUAUCAAAACUACAAGAUGAAUUGGAAAAAGAAAUCAUCAGCCUGAAUGAUAUGGAGUUACCGUCUGAUAAUUCGGAGCAAGGCGAAUACGAAGAAAGUCCCAUUACAAUCGAAGCUACUGAAAUAGAAUUACAGAAGAUCACAGAAACCGUGAAAAAAACCGUCAAUAAAAUCAAUUCGGAGUUGAAUUUGUUUGAGAAAACUCACAGUCCGUUGACCAAAUUUCGCAUCAUUAUGGACCGUUACACCGAUGCACUACAACUUUUGGAGAAAAAUUCUUGCGAAAUACAAGAUAAAUUGAACGAACUUAAUAGUAUUUAUCUCCAGCACUACAUAAAUACAGAUCCUGAGCAUUGACAGAAUUCAUAGCGUUCUCAUAAAUAUAAAAAAGUGUUAUUUUUUCUGUUGUUGAAAAUUUAUAUUGUUUGUGUCGAUCUCCGAAAGCAAGAUUUCUGUAUUAGAUAAAUAAGAAUUAAAGUUUGAAUGAGUCA